Molecule: messenger RNA, 3471 nt
Organism: Mytilus trossulus (common blue mussel)
Lineage: Eukaryota; Metazoa; Mollusca; Bivalvia; Mytilida; Mytilidae
Exons: 4
Coding region: 76-3396 (1106 amino acids)
Biological process (GO): negative regulation of intrinsic apoptotic signaling pathway in response to DNA damage
Cellular component (GO): cytoplasm; nucleus
Source: RefSeq, a predicted model, not a curated record
GCGGCAUUUUCAAAACAAAUGUACGAUUGUAAUGUUUCCAAGUAUAUGAACUUUAUAGUAGUCCUGUAAACAAAUAUGCCAGAAAAGCGCCACAUGAUAUUAUGUACUGUGACAGAUGUCAGAGAUGGACAAGUUGUCUACCCUUGUUGCUCACAAUGCUGUUCUAAACUUAGAUCUGAUUGCUUUCAAGAUAGAUGGCAGUGCUUAAAAUGUGGUUGUAGCUCUACCACAGAAGAUUUAGAUUGGAGAUAUAGAUUGUCACUAAAGGUAACUGAUGGUCAUACACUGGCUAAUAUUUGUUUGUUUGGUAGUGUGUUGCAGCCUUAUUUUGGGAUGUCUACCAAUCAGUUUGUUAGGUUUUUAAGAAAGAUAGAAAGUAUGUAUGGUAACUCAGAAGAUAUUCUACUUCUAGGACUUAAACAUUGUUUUAUUGGACAGCAUUAUUACUUUGGUGUGAAAGCUUCUAGUGCAGUUGGUGGGAAGGAAAGAAUAUGUCUAGAAGAUUUGAUAACGCCAAAACGUACUGCAUGUCAGAAUGCCAUGUUUUCCCAGGAAGAUAGCUCAAAUAUGGUGGCUUUCCAAAUGGUUCCUGCAAUCAACAGAGAAACAAAGACAGUUUAUGAGAUUAUAAGGAAUUUCUUUAAAGAUGGUAGCGAGGAAACAGUAGGCAAGGAACAUGUAUCAGAUAAAUCUAAAUCUGGUACCUCAUAUAUGCAGCAUUCAAAUAUGGGAACAGAUUCCUCACAACAAUCAAGGUCAAAUGAGCAAAGUUCUAUAACUCUAGGUCAAACAACUGCUUUGUUGAGUUGUGAAAUGUCCGAUAUAGAGAAGUCUUCUUUUCAAUCAGAAUCUAAGAAUAGAAAUGGUAAAAGCUUUAGAAGAUCUCAAACCAGUUUAAAUUCCUCAACAAAAUUACAGGUUUCUAAAUCAGAAUGCACUGAAAGAAGUUCAUCUAAAAAUGUUUUUACUGUUGAAAAUUUGUCUGAAGAAGUUUGUCUAUCCAAGGGAGAUAAUAAGCAAAACAUUUUGAAUUUUUCUGACAAAGAAUUGAAAUUGAGUAGGAACUUAGACACUGAAUUAGAAACAGAUUCUGAACCAUUGUUCUCACAAGAUGAUGGAGAAACUCAGGAUAUGAUAGAACAGGAAAUUCUAUGUACAAAUUCAGAACCGCUUUUCUCUCAAGAUGAAAGUUCUGCCUACCAAAGCCCUGUUCAGGUUGACUCCGGAAACAACAGGUGUGAAAUCAAAAUCAACCUUGAAACAGUCAAUUUGAGUUCAGAAAUGGAUGAUAUACUUUGUACAAACUCAGAGCCCCUUUUCUCACAGGUUGAUAGUUCUUUCAGUCAUAUUCCACUAAUAGGACAAGCUAAUAUCAAAGUCUGUCAUGAUGCAGGUUAUACUAGUGCUGUAUCUACAUGCACAAAUUUUAACCCAGAAAAGAAGUCCAAUCUAAAAUCAAAACCUCCUAAUGCAAACAUGUCUGUUAGCCUAGAAGGAUCAAUCUUACUGCAGAAUCUAAAAGUACCAGAUUUACCAGACGAUGUACCAGAGUCUGAAGAAUUAGAGCUGUAUUUAUUUGAUGAUUCAAGUUUUGAAUUUGAGAACCAAACUGAUGUUGUUUCUACACCAAUGCCAAAUAAAGCUGUCAAACAUUCUGUUCAUCUUACAAAAGGAAAACCUAGGGCCAUUUUUGAUGUACCAGUUCAGGAAUCUAAAACAGAACUUAACUUACAAGCUGAAGCAAAUUCAAAUUUAUACUUGGAUAAUUCGACUCGUAUGAUAAAAAAGGAAACCCUUAACACUAAUCCAGAAACAAAGUCAAGAGCAGUAUUUAAACCUGAAACAGAGGAAGAAAUAUUUGACAAUAUGUUUGAAGAUUCAUUUGAACAGCUGAUUAACAAGCCUUGUGAAAGUAAAAACAAAAAGAUGCAACCCUCAGUCAGUGAAAGCAGUAACAUUAAAACAAAUGAAAUUGUUCUUCAAAGGUUAGUUUUAGGGCAAAAUAAAUCUGAAAUUGACAAUCAGAAAUCCAUUCCAAUCAAUAAACAUCAUAAUCAAGAAAAGAUUCCAAAUGAAUUCAAUAAGUUUUGUAAUGAUGAUCAUGAUGAAGAUGUUGUUAUUUCUUGUGCCCCAGAAUUGAAUGAUAUUGAUAUUGAAGAUCUUAGUCACGAAUUUGACAAAAAUCUGCAAGCAAAUGUAAAAACUAACAUUUCCUUGAAUAAAUGGGAUAAAAUCAAUAAACAUGAUAAAAUUCCAGCGAUAUCAAUCGAAAUAAAGGAAACUCAUAAUGAUAAAGAAUUCAGAGAAAACUUGGUUGAUUCAGGAACAAAAAAUGAAUGUUUACAAAGAGAUGCAGAAAAAAGUUUGGAAUUCAUUUGUGAAAGUCAGCACAAUCUGGAUCCGCAACACCUUGAUUAUAAGGACAGUAUAAAUAACCAAUUUCAGUGUGGGCACAGUUUUGUUUCAGAAUCACUUUACUUAAAUGCAUCGGAAGAUUUGUUUGGCGAAACUUCUGCUGUUUCCAAAAGUUUAACAAGAUAUCUUGUUGAAAAUGUUAAUCAGGACAAUAAAUUUGAAGAACAGGAAAAUAGAAGACCUGAAAGACAAGAUUCUUCAAAGAAAUCGGUAAAGUUUUCCCGUCGGCUGAGCUAUCAAACUUCUGUUCAGUUGAUUGACCUCCAAAUGAAAAUUAAUUCUAAUCCUGCAGUGUAUAAUGGUGAAUCAAGAAAAUCAUGUUUAAAAACAGGGUUGGAAAAAAUUCCAGAAAACAAGAUAACAGCAAACCAAACCAUGAAUUAUAAUAUUAUUACUGCAGCAGAAAAUUCACCGAUUGUAAAUUAUACCAGUAGUCAUGUUGACUUAUCGCAAGAUUUAUUUUCACCAAGUCCAGAUAUAUGUUUCAAAAGACCAAAGCCCCUGCAAAUGAUCAAUAAACUACCAAAGGUCUGUAAUCAUCUUGGAGGUCAAAAGGAUUUAGUGCAAUCAAGCCGACAUUCAUCUACACCGAUAGAAUCAGAAACAGAUGAGGCUGACAACAAAUUGUAUAACAAUAAAUCUUUAAUUUCAAUUUUCUCUGAAACUUUUGAGGAGGGCUUGGAUGGAUGUAAAGAAAACAUAUCUCCAUCAGAAAAGACUGAAAACUUUGCAAAGUAUGACAAUUGUGUAACGUCACCAGCUUUAUUUUCUCAGAGUAAUUCUUUGUUUUCAUUUUCAAGUUCAAAAUUAUCUGAAAGGGGAGACAAUAUUUCUAAAUCAAGUUUUAUAAGGGGGAAUAACUCUACUAAUUUACAUUCUGUUAACUACUCAUGUGACCUGUUUAGUCCAUCCAUAUAUAACAGUAGACAUUCACCUUAUGGAAAUUUACCAGUUAAAAAACUGUUCCUUGAUAAGAUGUGAUAUAUUUUACAUAUUUGUUUGUGAUAUUUGUAAUUGUGAUAGAAUUUUAAAGAAUUAUAAUUUGUUUUAUCUGUA